Tribolium castaneum (red flour beetle) is the source of this 1085-nucleotide messenger RNA. RefSeq lists its product as uncharacterized. Lineage: Eukaryota; Metazoa; Arthropoda; Insecta; Coleoptera; Tenebrionidae. The record is from RefSeq and is a predicted model, not a curated record. Gene Ontology annotation, molecular function: inositol monophosphate 1-phosphatase activity. The coding region runs from base 167 to 1027 and encodes 286 amino acids. Gene Ontology annotation, biological process: phosphatidylinositol phosphate biosynthetic process; signal transduction; inositol metabolic process. The transcript is spliced from 5 exons.
UCAAAUUGUAUGCAUGCUAAUUUUUUCUCGUGGCGUUUAUGAGUCGAGUGGUAUUUCCAUUGAGCUUAAACCGGGGAAAGAUUAGGAAAAAAUUGAAAGUCAAUUAGUGAUUCAAGGACUUGUUUGUAUUUCUCUCAGUGUACGUUCAGUGCUCGAGUGAACCAAGAUGAGUGAACAGAUCCGAAUUUAUUUCGACUUCGUCCUGCCUCUGGUCAAAAAGGCCGGAAAGGUCAUCCUCGAAGCCAAAAAUAUCGAAAUCGAAACCAAGGACGAAAUCUACGAUUUGGUCACAAUCUACGACCGGAAAGUCGAAGAAGUGCUCAUCAAAGAAAUCAAGGCAAAAUACCCCAAUCACAAGUUUAUUGGAGAGGAAGAAUCAUCAGCGCGGAGCGAAAUUUCGGAUUUGACCAACGACCCGACCUGGAUUAUAGACCCCAUCGAUGGGACGGCCAAUUUCGUGCGAAAUUUUCCCAUCACGUGUAUUUCCAUAGGGCUCACGAUCAACAAACAACCAGUGCUGGGCAUUAUCUACAACCCCUUCAUGGACGAACUCUACACGGCCAUGAAGGGACAAGGGGCGCACUUGAACGGAAAACGCAUCUUCACGAGCAAACAAACAGAUAUCCAAAAAUCGGUCCUCAACUACGAGCUAUCCUUGGCCCGGUCCGAAAAACACCGCGAGUUAUACAUGUACAGACUGACCCACUUGAUUGCGGUGAUCCAGGGAAUACGUUCGAUGGGUUCGGCCGCUUUGGGGCUGUGUUACGUGGCGCGGGGCUCAAUGGACGCCUACCAGUGCGAUGGGUUGUACCCAUGGGACGCCGCUGCCGGGGUUUUGAUAGUAACGGAGGCCGGUGGGGCUGUCGGCGACUCCACUUGGGGUAAAGAGUUCGAUCUCAUGAAACCGAAUUUCAUAGCAGCGGCCUCAAAGCCCCUUUUGGAUCAGUUCCUUCAAGUCGAAAAACGUGCCGAUGACGAAAGAUUGGCUGCACUGCUGGUUAAGAAGGCCAAUGUUGGAUGCAAAUAGUUUUUUUUAUUAGUUGUAAUUAUAAUUAUGCAAUAAACUUAAGGAAAUUGGUUCGGCA